AUGGACCCGAGCCCUCGUGCAACCAAGCAAGCCCGCUUGACAGGUUCUGCACUUGGUCCAGCCGAUACUCUGGUACGAGCACCUAACGCACUCUUCUAUGUCAACAAAUCGGAAGACAACAGAUGGGGACACAAUCCUCAUCAGUCUACGCGAAGGGCUUGUGUGCAGGAGUGUUGCAGCGAGAUCACAUCGCGCUGGGACUCUUCCGAUCUAACCAGACGCCGCCUUCCGCCCAGAGUUUUGUCGAUGAUGAAAACUAUCCGGCACGUUUUGGACAGUAUCUGGCUCGAGAAGGCUUUUAACGAACCGAGUAUGUCUACGAAGCCCUACAUGAUGCUAUAUGUGCCUCCGAUCAUCCUAGCAAUGUCUCUUGACUGGGAUUUGUCAUGCGCUUACCCUUUCUUGAAACGCCUCUGUCACGAACUGGAGAACGGCGUCGUUUGUGGCAAGGGAUCCGGGAAGAACGAUGAUAUUGACAUGGUUCUGUCUCUGGCAAGCAGCAUUUGGACAAAAGGCAACGUUAUUGAGCCUGUCCCCAUCUGUCCCGUCGUGGUCCACAACAGGACUCACAAAGACACGACAAGCCGCCUCAAGAAGUGGCUUGGUCCCAUAUGGACAGUCGGAAUUGCAAUCAAAGGUGAGAGCGACGUUGAACUUCACGAGGAGUCCGCCCACUCCAUCAAGUGGAACGAGGGUACCCGGGCAGUUACGCUUAUCCUCGCACACAUCAUCGGGUUAACAGCAGAUCGUUAUCGUGAAUGGCACCUUGAAAAAGGAGCAAAUCAACAGACGCUCGAGGAAGGAUGA
Aureobasidium namibiae CBS 147.97 is the source of this 807-nucleotide messenger RNA. RefSeq lists its product as uncharacterized. The transcript has 2 exons. The record is from RefSeq and is a predicted model, not a curated record. NCBI's taxonomy places the organism in Eukaryota, Fungi, Ascomycota, Dothideomycetes, Dothideales, Saccotheciaceae. The coding region runs from base 1 to 807 and encodes 268 amino acids.